AUGGGGACUUGCCAAUCACUUUGCUGGGAGCGGGAUUUGCUGAACAUGCUCGACAGCAACUUCAUUGUACGUUUGCACAGGACGUUGAAGGAUCAGCAGUUCGUGUACUUUCUCCUGGAAGCCGCCUUGGGCGGUGAUCUCUAUGGGAUGUUCAACUCCCAUCAAGCCUUCUAUGCAGGUUGCGUGAUCGCAGCGCUGGAGCAUUUGCACGAAAGAAAGAUCAUCUAUCGGGAUCUGAAGCCAGAGAACAUCAUGCUCGACACCAGAGGUUACGGGAAAAUCUGUGACAUGGGCCUCGCCCGGUUUGUGGUGGGUAAGACCAACACACAGGCUGGGACUCCAGAUUAUAUGGCGCCUGAGAUGAUUGAUCCUCCCCAUUACCACGACAACUCGGCUGACUGGUGGUCUUUGGGUGUUCUCGUCUACGAAAUGAUGUGUCAGCAGCUGCCUUUCGAGGACGAUGAGCUCGAAGACACCGGCGAGCGGCUUUUGGCGAUCCGCCGAAGUCAGGAGAUGCGGCUGGACUUCCCCGCGACUUGCCCUGCAGGGGGCAGGGCCUUCAUCGCCAAGCUUCUGCGGAAGCUGCCACACCGGCUAGGGGCGCAGGGCGGUGCCGAGGAGGUCCGCGCGCACUACUUCUGGCAAGGCUUCGACUUCGGGUCGCUGCAUCAGCAAGCGAUGAAGAGCCCGGUGGAGCGGCCGGGGCACCGAGAAAAGGACCGGAGGAAAAAGGACGAAAAACCCACCAAGAAAAGGAGAGGAUCCGGAUGGACCCGGGAACUCGGAGACUUCGGAGAAUUUGACAAACCGAGCAAGCGUCGCGUUUUGGCACCGGCGCUUACUCAGCUCGUCACGAUAAGUUCACGAAUGGCCAGUUUCGGGUUUGCGAUAUAA
This is a messenger RNA of Effrenium voratum, 894 nucleotides long. Lineage: Eukaryota; Dinophyceae; Suessiales; Symbiodiniaceae. The record is from the annotation of a GenBank genome assembly.